Arabis nemorensis is the source of this 2577-nucleotide messenger RNA. NCBI's taxonomy places the organism in Eukaryota, Viridiplantae, Streptophyta, Magnoliopsida, Brassicales, Brassicaceae. The record is from the annotation of a GenBank genome assembly.
AUGUCAUCUUCAUCGAAUCGUCGCCGGCUAAAAGAUGUAAACGCCGUCACGGGAGAAAACCCAUCUUCAGGGAAAAAACCUUCGAGGUCUGUAACUCCACUUCCGAUCUCUAGCAAGAACAAUCCCAGUCCCGUUCUUCUUCAGCAAUCAUUAUCAAGCAAAGAGAAUCCGAAACCUAGUCACCGGUCUAUUGGGUCGACGCAGAAGCCAGUUCUCCUCCGUCCUGUACCGCGAAUCGAUAAAUCCGCCGCGAGAGGUGGUGUUGGUGACGGCGAAGGUCGAGUUACACGAUCCACCUCUUCUGCUUUGCGAGGUAGGAGUUCUAGUCCAUCUGAUUUAAUCAGAGUUUUCUCCGAUUUGAGAAAGAGAAAUGAAUCUAGGGUUAUUGGGGAAAAGGGUGAAUCAGAUCAGGUUAAGAAAUCUGGGUACAAGAAAUCAACCAAUUCUGAGGGUUCUGGAGAAAAAUCUGUUGUUGCUUCGAAAUCUGAUGGUAAAAUUGACAAGAUAGGGAAAGGUAGUAGUAGUGUGGUUUUAAGAAGAAAGUCUUUGGAUAAUGUUGGGAAGGCAAUGGAGAUGUUAAAAGAGAUUAGAGGGAAUGAAGGAAGCAGUAGUAAUAUCAGUACUAAAUAUCCAAGCAAGCUGCAUGAGAAGCUUGCUUUUCUUGAAGGGAAGGUUAAGAAAAUUGCAUCAGAUAUCAAGAAGACGAAGGAUAUGUUGGAUUUGAAUAAUCCGGAUACAUCUAAAGUUAUAAUCUCUGAUAUACAUCAGAAGAUUACAGGGAUUGAAAAGUCUAUGAGUCAUGUUGUUGAUGGUUCAGAGAAAAACAAAUCUACUCAAGUGGCGAAAGGAAAAGCUUCUGUCAAAGGAUUAAAUAAGGAAGAGCUGGAAGAUAGACUCUUUCCUCACCAGAGGUUGCUGAGGAGCAGAACUCAGUCUAAAACAUCCUCACAAGUCUCAAAAGGUCAUGAUUCUGUUGAGUCUAACAAGGCAGUAAAUGUUGAAGUAAAGCCCUUAGGUCCCGUUGAGGAGAAUCCAAUAGCUCUAGAGUUCUUGGCUUCACUUGACGACAAGGAAAAAGACACGUUUAGUAGUGAUCAGAAUGCACUGGAUAUUAUGGAAGUGCAGGAGAUGGAUAUGGAAGAACCGUCAAAGGAAAAUGAUCCUUCAAAAGAUGUCAAUCUGACUUCCAACUUAGCUGAAAUUCUCAGAGCGGAUGAAGCUCUUGAGGAAAUCGAUGAUGAAGAGAAUAGAGACGAGAUGGAGCUGGAAGAGAUAGAGGAUGAUUGCUUGUAUCAACUCAAUGACAUUGGAUCCAAAACUUCUACUGGAGGAUGGUUUGUAUCAGAGGGCGAGGCAGUUGUACUCGCUCAUGAUGAUGGCUCGUGUUCCUAUUACGAUGUCGCCAACUGUGAGGUGAAAUCUGUGUACAACCCUCCAAGUGGCAUCUCACCAAACACUUGGAGAGAUUGCUGGGUAGUUCGUGCACCAGGUGCAGAUGGCACCUCAGGCAGAUAUGUUGUAGCCGCUUCUGCUGGGAAUACAUUAGAGUCCGGAUUCUGUUCAUGGGAUUUCUACACAAAAGACAUAAAGGCACUCCACGUUGAGGACGGAUCCUCACGAGUUUCAAGGACUGCUCUUGCUCCUUUAUCCAACAACACAGCGCAUGGUAGGAACACAUUGGCUUGUGCACUGACACCAGAAGCUCAACAAUGGUGGUACAGACCGUGUGGUCCUCUUAUAGUCUCAACUGCUAGUUUCCAAAGAGUAGUUAAGGUUUUUGACAUACGAGAUGGGGAACAAAUCAUGAGAUGGGAGGUACAGAAUCCUGUGUCAGCUUUAGAUUUUUCGAGCCCUUUACAAUGGAGGAAUCGAGGAAAACUUGUCGUAGCAGAAACUGAAGCAAUAUCUGUUUGGGAUGUCAAUUCCCUUCACCCUGAAGCACAGCUCACUAUUUCCUCUUCAGGGCGAAAGAUCUCUGCUUUUCAUAUCAACAACACAGACGCUGAAAUUGGGGGAGGUGUUCGUCAAAGAGUAAGUUCCAUGGAUGCUGAAGGCAACGACGGAGUUUUCUGCACUGCUGAUUCAAUAAACAUCAUGGAUUUCCGUAACCCAUCUGGCAUUGGUGCUAAAAUCCCCAAACUCGGCGUCAAUGCACAAUGCGUAUCAUCUCGAGGAGAUUCAGUAUUUCUUGGAUGUACCAAUCUGAAAUCAUCAUCUGUCAAGAAACAAAACCUGGCUUCUUCAUCACAAGUACAACAAUUCUCCUUGCGUAAACGGCGUCUCGUGAGCACUUACAGUCUCCCCGACUCAAACACUCACUCGCACCACUCUGCAAUAACUCAAGUCUGGGGGAAUUCAAACUUUGUCAUGGCUACUUCUGGUAUGGGACUUUUCGUGUUUGAUACUGCAAAAGAAGAGACCUCACCACAUCCUUUGACAAGUGACCAUGGAAGCUUCCAAACCGUAAAAGAGAUUAUCGGUCCAAACGAUAUGUAUUGCCCAUCAUUCGAUUACUCCGGUUGUCGUGUUCUCCUCAUCUCAAGAGAUCGCCCGGCUCUAUGGAGGCACCUCUCAUAG